UGUUUCGUUUCAAAUGUUCAUGACACAGGUGUGAUAGUGCCCUCCUCGCUACCAGUUGACUGCACCGAUGGUUACUAUUUCAACGAUGGCCACGCAGUUCCUCGGUGUGACCCCAUAAGUGAUGCUGGAGCAGAUUUCUGCAGCGACCUUUGCAAUCCCUGUGUAUACCAGUGUGAUACAGCCGGCCAAGUCACGCCCAACCCCACGGACUGCAACACCUAUUACGUGUGUCUUGCGGGCGGCCUCGUCUUGGAACAACAGUGUCCUGGCAACGCUCCGUUCUUUGAUUUCAACACAGGAGAAUGUACGGCGGAUGACACCUUGUGUUACAAUUACUGCGAUCUCUGCGUGCCUCACUGUACUGAGCAAAACGAGAAAGUCCCAGACCCUCUUGAUUGUCACAAUUUCUAUGUGUGUAAUCCCCCAAACAUCGCCAGCUUCACCUGCCCACACACAGAGAUCUUCAGCAGGGUCACACUAGAAUGUGAAACAGAUGCUGAUUGUAUCAUUGACUGUUAAGAGUUGGAAAAGGUGACACUUUUGUCCAGGAAGAGUGUCACCUGAAGCAAGACUUAGUCCUAAGACUCAGCAAAGUGAAGCGACAACAACAAUAACCACAGCCUUACGAAACUUAUGGACACGAAACUUACUGUAGUAAAAAAAUUUAACCCAAAUACCUAUUUAAUAUUAUGUAUGCGUAAUUGCAGUGAUAUCCAGAACAGAACAGUGAUAUAAAAUAAAUCACUGUUAAUAUGAUUUAAAUUUGAAAACUGACUUAAUUUAUAUAUUUUGAACGGUAUUUUCAACAAGCUACCAAUUUUCCAUCUAAAUGAUACCUGCACAUUACGUACAAGAUACAUCUACAAGAUACAAUUAUCUACAAGAUACAAAGUUAUUGUCUAUAUGAUAAUUAUUAUUUUCUACACGUUUCCUGUUAAUUAUCAACAGGUUAUUUUGAUUGUCAAUGUAGACGGAGUUGCUAUUAAUGGCUUACAGAGAAUUGUUGUGUUCAUUCUGUACAAUUUGCUCUACUGUUAUGGUAUCAUCCGUGUAUGACCAGCACAUUUAAUCUAAUCUAAAUACAAAAUAAAAAUCUGGCAAUAUCAA
This is a messenger RNA of Cherax quadricarinatus, 1107 nucleotides long. The record is from RefSeq and is a predicted model, not a curated record. Lineage: Eukaryota; Metazoa; Arthropoda; Malacostraca; Decapoda; Parastacidae.